This is a messenger RNA of Trichoderma virens Gv29-8, 1231 nucleotides long. RefSeq lists its product as uncharacterized. NCBI's taxonomy places the organism in Eukaryota, Fungi, Ascomycota, Sordariomycetes, Hypocreales, Hypocreaceae. Gene Ontology annotation, cellular component: plasma membrane. The transcript is spliced from 3 exons. Gene Ontology annotation, molecular function: acetate transmembrane transporter activity. The record is from RefSeq and is a predicted model, not a curated record. Bases 144 to 980 code for a protein of 278 amino acids.
AAAUAGUAGCUGCUUGUCGUGAAGCACUGCUUUCAUUGAAACAAGUACUCUUCAAUCACAUCAAGUUUUCGAACAAAGCCAUCCCCCAAGCUCUAUUUCGCAUCUUUAAUCAGGUCGAUCGAUUCACAAGUCCGACAAUCACAAUGGCUGACGAGGUUAACGUCGCUCCCAAUGAGAAGGAGACCAACGGUGUCCAGCAACAGACGACACAGCGCCAUGGUUUCUCACACAACCACCAUACCGACUUCAACGAGAUGACCAUUGGCCAGUAUGCUCAGGCUUUUGGUGGUGCUCUCCAGCCUGGGGCAUGGAGGCCAUAUGAGCACCGCAAGCUCGCCAACCCUGCCCCUCUGGGUCUUUCUGCCUUUGCCUUGACCACAUUUGUUCUAUCAGCUAUCAACAUGCACGCUCGAGGUGUCGCGGCCCCCAACGUCGUUGUCUCCCUCGCCUUUGGCUAUGGUGGUCUUGUUCAACUGCUCGCUGGCAUGUGGGAGGUUGCUGCCGGUAACACCUUUGGUGCCACUGCGCUGGGUUCAUAUGGUGGUUUCUGGAUCUCAUACGGUAUCCUCUUGACUCCCGAAUGGGGCAUCACAGCUCCGGAUGGUCCGUACAAGGGCGACGUCGCAAGCGUUCUUGGCUUCUUCCUGACUGGCUGGUUCAUCUUCACUACCGUCCUUCUGCUCUGCACCCUGCGAUCCACCGUUGCCUUCUUCCUCCUCUUCUUGUUCCUUGACCUGGCUUUCUUCUUCCUUGCCAUGGAGCAGUACGCUACCGACUUGGGCAACGCAACCGCUGCCUUGGCCCUGCAGAAGACUGGUGGUCUCUUUGGCUUCUUGGCCGCUUUCGCCGCUUGGUACAAUGCCUUGGCCGGUAUUCAGGACAGCAGCAACUCUUUCUUCCAGGUUCCCGUCAUCCAUUUCCCCUGGUCCGAGGCGGCCCGUGAGCGCCGUGCUAGCAAGUCUGAGCGCGCUCAGGCAUAAAGUUCCUUUGAGGGAAAGAGUGCUAUGUUCUUGGUUAUGAGCGAUGUUGGAGUAAGGAAUGAUACCUGAGUGAAGCGAGCGCGCAGUUCCUAGCGGGCUGGGCUGCGAGCAGGAAUGAUUAUCUGGGCCUUUUUUCUUUUUUAUCUGGUUACCAAACGUUAUUGCGAUGUAAUGCAGGAAGCCGCAUCCCGGCUGCUGAUAUACCUAUUAAUGAAAUUGACGUUUACGUCUUCUGCCCAGCAUUGCUACCG